AUGUUUCAUUAUUUAAUUGUGAUUUUGGGCUCUACAGGGCCAGGGAAAACUAAACUGUCCAAUAAAAUUGCCACAAAGUUUAAGGGAGAAGUCAUUGGGGCUUAUUCUAUGCAAGUUCACAAAGGUUUAGAUAUUGUAACAGCAAAGGCUACAAAAGAAGAACAAUCAGCCGUACAUCAUUUAUUGGAUGUGGCUGAACCCGGAGAGACUUUUACUGUUGUUUAUUAUAAGAAUAAGGCUUUGAAAAUUAUAUCAAACCUCCUAUCAAAAAACAUCAUACCAAUAAUAGUAGGCGGUACAAACUACUAUAUAGAAUCCAUUUUAUGGAAAGUUCUAAUCGAUCCACCUACGAACAAAAACCUAGAUGUUGGCAGUGUUUCGGCGCAACAUUUGCAUCCUAAUAAUAAGAGGAAAAUUGUGAGAUCUUUGCAAAUUUAUCUACACACCGGUAAAACCCACACGGAAAUUUUGUUAGAACAAAGAAAUCCUAAACAAGGCGGUUGUGCCAUUGGUGGCCCUUUACAUUUUGAUAAUGUUAUUUUAUUCUGGCUCAGAUGUGAACAGGAAGUGUUAGACAAACGUUUAGAUUCCAGAGUGGACAGUGUGAUGCAAGAAGGUCUUAUUGAUGAAUUAAAAGAAUUUAGAGACUUAUAUGUCCGGACACAAGAUGCUCCUGAUUUCACUUUAGGCAUUUUGCAGACGAUUGGUUUGAAAGAACUAACACCAUUUUUAGAAUGUGUUGAAAAAACUGAAAACGUUGAUGAACAACACAAAAAUAAAUUGCUUAAAGAGUGUUUGGAUAAUCUAAAACUUGUAACCAGAAGAUAUGUUCGAAAACAAAACCGUUGGGUGAGGAAUAGAUUUCUUGGAUACAAAUACCGACAAGUGCCUCCUUUGUACGGAUUGGAUACCAGCAAUCCUUUCAAAUGGAACGAGAUGACCAGAGAUCCUGCUUUCCACAGUAUAGAAAGUUAUCUUUCUAAUCAACAACCAAAUGUUGAACCUUUGGAACAAAUUGUCAACCCGAAUGCAGCUGAUGACCUGAAUCCAGAAGUUACUCAUUUUUGUGAGGUUUACCAAAGGAUUUUUCUAGGCGAUUACCAAUGGCAAUUGCAUACAAAGUCCAAAAAACAUCAACGUGUUGCCAAAUCGAAGGCGAAACUCCAAAAAGUUGAUGGAAUAAAAACAGAAUAA
Molecule: messenger RNA, 1194 nt
Organism: Ctenocephalides felis (cat flea)
Lineage: Eukaryota; Metazoa; Arthropoda; Insecta; Siphonaptera; Pulicidae
Product: tRNA dimethylallyltransferase-like
Biological process (GO): tRNA modification
Cellular component (GO): mitochondrion
Molecular function (GO): tRNA dimethylallyltransferase activity
Source: RefSeq, a predicted model, not a curated record